Molecule: messenger RNA, 1623 nt
Organism: Rhinocladiella mackenziei CBS 650.93
Lineage: Eukaryota; Fungi; Ascomycota; Eurotiomycetes; Chaetothyriales; Herpotrichiellaceae
Exons: 7
Coding region: 1-1623 (540 amino acids)
Biological process (GO): carbohydrate transport; transmembrane transport
Cellular component (GO): membrane
Molecular function (GO): carbohydrate:proton symporter activity
Source: RefSeq, a predicted model, not a curated record
AUGUAUCAGAUCGGGAACAUCUAUUACAUCACAGCCAUCUCCGUCAUCGGAGGUGGCCUAUUCGGCUUUGAUAUCUCAUCGAUGUCUGCCAUCCUCGGCACCCAGCAAUACAAGUGCUACUUCAAUCAAGGCCCUCACGGACCUCCUCAAUGCUCUGGUCCACAUUCCGACACCCAGGGAGGCAUCACCGCCUCGAUGCCUGGAGGUUCAUUUGUUGGAGCUCUCGCUUCUGGCCCUAUGACUGAUAUCUUCGGCCGUAAGAGAGCCAUUCAGAUUGGUGCUGUCAUCUGGUGUAUCGGCUCCAUCCUUGUUAGCGCUUCUCAAAACAUUGGAAUGCUUGUAGUUGGCCGAUUUAUCAAUGGCUUCAGUGUCGGUAUCUGCUCCGCUCAAGUGCCGGUAUAUGUCUCAGAGCUAGCACCACCUAGCAAGCGCGGCCGAGUCGUCGGAGCUCAGCAAUGGGCUAUUACCUGGGGCAUUCUCAUAAUGUUCUACAUCAGCUACGGUUGCAGUUAUAUCGAUGGAACCGCAGCUUUCCGUGUUCCUUGGGGUUUGCAAAUGAUCCCUGCGAUUAUCCUGUUCUUCGGCCUGUUCUUCCUGCCUGAAUCGCCCAGAUGGCUUGCCCGAAAAGACCGCUGGGAGGAGUGCCAUGGCGUGUUAGCUCUCGUCCAUGGCAAGGGCAAUCGAGAGGCUCCCUUCGUCCUUCGUGAACUUCAAGAGAUCAAGGACAUGUGCGAGUUUGAGCGCAGAAAUGCCGACGUCACGUAUCUCGAACUGUUCAAACCUAAUAUGAUUAAUCGAACUCACAUUGGUGUCUUUACCCAAAUCUGGUCUCAGCUCACUGGAAUGAAUGUGAUGAUGUACUACAUUACAUACGUCUUUGGCAUGGCUGGCCUCACCGGUAAUACCAACUUGGUUGCCUCCUCGAUCCAAUAUGUCAUCAAUGUCUUCAUGACCAUCUUCGCCCUUCUGUUCAUCGAUCGCUGGGGACGUCGAUGGCCAAUGAUCAUCGGCUCUACCUUCAUGGCCACCUGGAUGUAUGCUAAUGCCGGGUUGAUGGCAACGUACGGAUCUCCUGCACCUCCGGGGGGAGUUGACCAUGUUGAAGAAGAAUCUUGGCAAAUUCAUGGAGCUCCUGCCCGAGCCGUCAUUGCCUGCACAUAUUUGUUUGUCGCUUCCUUCGCACCAUCUUGGGGACCGUGUUCAUGGAUUUAUUGCCCCGAGUUGUUCCCUCUGCGCCUCAGAGGCAAGGCUGUCGCUCUUACGACGGCUUCGAACUGGAUCUUCAAUUUUGCACUGUCGUAUUUCGUUCCUCCGGCCUUUGUCAACAUCAAGUGGAAGGUCUAUAUCGUUUUUGGUGUGUUCUGUACUGUCAUGACGGCUCACGUAUUCUUUUUCUUCCCUGAGACUGCUGGUAAGACUCUCGAGGAAGUUGAGGAGAUGUUCAUGAGUGAUAUCAAGCCAUGGCAUACUCAUGUCAACUACCAGCAUAUCUUGAAAGAGGAGCACGGUGAAAUUGACAUGGAGAAACGAUUGAGCUUUGCAGUUCGCGAUGAAAAGAAAGAAAGCGAGGGCACCCAAGUUGCUGAGCACACACAAACGGUGCAGAAGAACGAGGCUGCAUGA